GGGGCAGCACGAAGAGUCAAAAAGAAAAUCAUUCAGCUCCUCAUCAUCACUGAAGACGACUGAACAACUUACCCACUCUCUCUGGAAACUGAGAACCACGUGAAACCUCCUCUGUCUGCUGAUGGUUUACAGGAGAUUCCUUUUUUAAAAUUCGUUUUCUCUAAGGAAAGUGAUGUGGAGUAAGAGACGUGGAGCUGAAGGAAAGCUGAGCCAGAUCUGUGCUGAUCUGUGGAGAGUGACUGACAUUUUCCACCGAGGCUUAUUCAGGCAAGAGGAGGAAACCGCGAGGGGCUGAACCGCAUUGUUCCUGGACACGCGUGAACAUACUGGGAUGUUUCUUUUAAGAGUCAGGACUUUGUUAUCAUCCAACUGAUGUGAGUGUGUCUGUGUCUGUGUGUGUGUGUGUGUGUGUAUCUGUGUGUGUGUGUGUGUGUGAAGGUAAAAGAGAGAAGGGAAAGUUAGUGUAACACACGUCAGAUAUCAUCAUGUUCAUCAUCCGUCUCUGUCGGCUGCCAAUGGACUCUCACAGGUGCAGGGACGAGCUGAGACAAGACAGCAAGGACACCCGAGGGUUUCUACACACAUUCACGAGCAGACACACACACACACAGUGUAAUUCCACUUGUGCAGCUAUGUACAUUUACACAUGAUGCUUCUGAGCCCUCCAAAUUUACAUGUAACAUGAAAAUCUGUCGAACUGACAAAAGUUCUUUGCAUCAUGAAAAUCAAAGGUUAAAGGUCAUAAUUUAUGUUUAAAAAUCUGUUUUCAUCAGUGGAACAUGACACUCCCACAGUCAGGCUCUAACUGGAAACAUCCCAGAUAUUAACAUGAGUGCAGCUUUGACGAGCUCAGACGUCGAGGCUGUGAAACCUGCAGCUGCCAUCGCUCUGGCCUCAAACCGAUUCCCUAAUCAGAAGAUCUGAAAAUGACUGAAGACGUGAGUCAACAUCAGUCCAACCUCUGGUUUGGAAUAUUUGCAGCAGAGCCCGACUGGAACACUUCUUUUUGUUGUUUUUCCAGGGCGGCACGCGCACAGUGACGAUAUCGCCACGCAUCCAUUCAGCUUUGUCCUUUGAGAUCGAACAGCUGCUCUUUUUGUUGCGCUGAAUUCAGCGGUCUAUUUUUGUUUCCUCGUGUGGAGAAGAUCAUCGUCUGUUGAUCCUUCGACAGACAAUUCAGGGCCUGAGAGUUUCAUCUGAGAUGAUGGAGUAAAUAAGUGACGGGACAGUGAAUUACAAUUCAUUAGUCAUAUGAUAAAAGGUGUCAUUCACCUGGAGAGAGGAAAAAUAAGGCAAGUAAACAAUGAUGAGACUUUCCUCUUUCUCACUCUGACCCAUUUUCCAGGCAGCAGUCCUGAGGCUGUGACGGCGUUACCGAGCGGACACCAUGAACCUGCGCGGUGGCAACGUGUCAGACCUGAUCUCUAACACUGUCAGAGCUGUUACCACUCUGGAGUCCAACCCCUGGCCUCCACGUGGAUUUGAGGAAAGCGCCCUACGAAUCAAUAAUGUGACAAACUCAGGGUGUCAAGGAAACAGCGUGGUCCAUAAUGGCAUUGACGCACAGCUGGGGAACUGGUCUUACCACAACGCCGGAGGAGCUUACGGUGAAGAAGGCAGCAGGAUUUACGGGUCCCAGUGUCCUCCCCAAGAGAUGGCGGCGGAGAAGAACUGGGCAGCGCUGCUGAUUUUAGUCGUCAUUGCCGUCACGGUCAUGGGCAACAUCCUGGUGAUCCUGGCGGUCUCCCUGGAGAAGAAGCUGCAGAACGCCACAAACUAUUUCCUGAUGUCACUGGCGGUUGCUGACAUGCUCCUGGGCAUCUUGGUCAUGCCGGUUUCCAUGGUGACCAUUCUCUACGAUUACGGGUGGCCCCUCCCAUCUGACCUUUGUCCCAUCUGGAUCUACCUGGACGUCCUGUUCUCCACAGCAUCCAUCAUGCACCUCUGCGCCAUCUCUCUGGAUCGAUACAUCGCCAUACGAAACCCGAUCCACCACAGCCGCUUCAAUUCCCACACCAAGGCCCGCAUCAAGAUCAUGGCAGUGUGGACGAUUUCAGUGGGGAUCUCCAUGCCGAUUCCUGUGCUGGGACUCAGAGACCACUCCAAGGUAUUCAAAAAUGACAGCUGCCAGCUGACAGAUAACAACUUUGUGCUGGUCGGGUCCUUCAUGGCCUUCUUUGUGCCCCUCACCAUCAUGGUCGUCACCUAUUUCCUGACCAUCAGCGCCCUGCAGAACGAAGCCACCCUCUGCUUGGACCAGCUGGUGCCCCGGCCCAAAUGGAGCACAACGUUCACCCUGAGCUUUUUGCCACAGACCUCGCUGUCCUCUGAAAAACUCUUCAGACGCUCGAUAAGUCGUGAGGCUGGCGGCAGAGGAAGCAGCAGCGGCCUGGGAGGCGCCCGUGGGAGCGUCUCCGGGUCGCUGUUUGGACGCCGCACCAUGCAGUCGAUCAGCAACGAGCAGAAGGCUUCCAAGGUCCUCGGGGUGGUGUUUUUCCUCUUCGUGAUCAUGUGGUGUCCAUUUUUCAUCACCAAUGUGCUGAUGGUGGUGUGUGACCCGGCGGUGUGCGAUGCAGGACUCAUGGGAGGUCUGCUGAACGUUUUCGUCUGGGUCGGAUACUUGUCCUCCGCGGUCAAUCCACUGGUGUACACACUGUUUAAUAAAACAUACCGCGCAGCUUUCCUGCGCUACGUUCGCUGCCAGUAUCAGCCACAGAAGAAGCCUCUGCAGCUCAUACUGGUGAACACCAUCCCACCACUGGCUUAUAACUCCACCCAGCUGCCCCUGGGCGAAGUCGGGAAGUUACGAAAUGGAGCGGCGCACUCUUGUGGUGAGAUGAAGGAGUUCGCUUUACCCGGGCAGGAAACGGAGACGUGUAGGCCGGUCAAACGCCAUGGAGACAAAGAUGAAAGCUGUGUGUGAGAGCGGCUGACAGAGCCACGGCUGAUCCUGUCAAAUCAUGGAUCAGAUCUAACUUUCUAACCUCCGUGGUCACAUCAUUCCUGAGGGAAAAGGGUUCAAGGUUUAAAGUCAAAGUGCCAAAGACAAAGUGCCUCCCGGUCCGGGUGUUAGACAUACAGAGGUCGUGUGUGACCCAAGCCCUCGAGAAAAUUGAGAAUACAGUUUAAACCUUCGCCUUCAAGUGCAAUCCGAGCAUUUUCAGAGUUACUGGAGAAGGUCUGUCCCAAAUUCUAUCCUCAGAUCCAUUCAACCUCUGAUCCUCAUCAGGGUCUGGAUCAGCUGGAUUUCAGCAGCCAUUUACCCCAAAGCAAUGUCCAUCAGUGCGUGUUUCGUGUGUUUAAAUCCGGAAAAGUCUUUGCUUUUGGUCUCAGUGCUGUUUCAAAUCCUUCUGCACACUGACAGGAAAUAUUUUAUUGUUCUCUUAAGAGGAAAAGGAGGCACAGACCAUGUAAUCGAUGUGAGACGGUUUGGGGCGUACCACGGCUGCACAGACAUAAUUCGCCCAUUUUGUAACAAACUCUUCAGACAAAAGGGUAAAACAGUUCACGAGUCCUCAGCUGUCCCUUCGCUUCACCGGCUCAGUCAGGUGGCCUCUACCUCCCAUCAUACCUUUGGGUGGAUCAGUGGGGAUUAGACUGGAUUUCCUGCCUCCUUAUCAGAUGUUAGCGUUGAAGAGGGAGAUCUGGGAUGAGCCUGACACGCCGGGACUCCAGGCACCGGCAGAGGUCAGAGGUCAAAGGGAGGAAAUAUGAUGUGUGGAAGCAGAUGGUGAUGAUGUUACAGAGACAACAGAAAUAAAUCUAUAUUUGUAUUUUGUGCAGAUAUGUGAAUAAGUGAUUUAAAAAUGAGAGGACGGUUAUUGUUCCUGAUGCAGUAUGAAGAAACUGAGUUUGCAGGAAAUGAGAGGAUUUAAGUGCAAAUGUUUCGAGUCGCACUUUUCAUAGUGUUCUUGCCAAACUACCUUUGCACACUGGCUCUCGUUUUCCAGAAGAAUUUUCCAAUAUAUAUAUAUAUAUAUAUAUAUAUAUAUACACCAAGGUUUUUCUGCAGACUUCCCGCAUUAUCACAAAUGGUCUGGUCGUUUGUUUCCACACGUUUAAACACCAGUUUAAAAUGUUGUGAUGUCGACCUGCUGUUUUAGACUAAGGACACAGUUAUCUGGAUAAAAGGACAGAAGCUGGACGGAUGCGUCAGGGUGGCGACUGUUUGAUUUUGGACCAGAAGACUAAAGACAGCUCAGGGUUUGUUAAAGUCGAAGGCAGAGCUGAUGCACUAACUGUGAGACACUGUAACGUCUGUAAUUUGAAGAAGAAAGAGGUUUUCCAGCCAAAGCAGACAGAAGCCGGGUUAUUUCUCAUCACAGCAGCUGUUAUUUACAACAGAAGGUGAGGAGCUGUCAGAACGGCUGCUCAGAAACAGCAGUAAUGACUCAGCAGGUGUCUGCUUCUAGCUUUACAGCAACAUUUAGCCGUGAUGCACUUUCUUCAACCUGCACAGUCACAGCCUGCAUUAAUGAGUGAACAGCUAAGUAGCUAAUAAAUCAGACAGUCAUUUCUCAAAGGAAUAUUCAGUUCAUUUUACAGUCUCUGUCCUGUUUUAGUUGAGUUUACAUCAGGCAGACAUUUUCUCUUCCAGAUAGGUUUACUGAAAACCUCUGCCACAGCUCAGGUUUGUUUUCAGCGACUCAGUCAGGUCUGGAGUUGAGUUGUUUGUUGACAGUUGUGUUGAUGGUUUAAAAAACGUGCAGCUUCACAGGUUGCUGGAAGUCGUUCAACAUUUUGGGACAUGCACUGAUCUGGUUUCUUGCGAAGCGUUGGAAGAUGGAUCCCAGUCCAGUUGUUUGUUCACUCCUCCUUCACUCCUCUACCUCCGGACUUCUGGAUUACAAAACAGCAAACUGAAAGCUUAAAAAGUCAGACAGCUCCGUACAUGGCCACGCUGUCAUCUGACGGCCUGUUUUCCCGCUCUGUUGGACCGUGUUGUGAUGAUACUGCCUGACCCUCAGACAAAAACAUCAUAGACAACAAUAGAAUUUAAGGACAAAACCACAAAAACAAAAGCCAGGAUGUAAAAGAAACUUUCCUCUGAGGCCAAAGGCUUCGGCCUCUGUAUGUGUGCAGCCAUGUCGUUAGCCUGUGCUGUGUUUCUCAUCCUGUAGCUACACUUCAGGGGUUUUUUUUUUGUAAUGGACCCACUCAGAUGAUGUAGCUGCAGUCUGCGUGUAGUUCUGUUGCUGUUGCAGUGAUGUGAAGACCAUCCACACCUUUCCACUGCCGUGACUCUGCUUUGGAGGGUUUUUUAAACUAUAGUGUCUAUUUUGGAAUUUGAUGUUUGAUGGUGACCGUCGCUUUUCUUUUGUAUGUCAACUGUGUGGAACAGUUUUUGCCUCCUUGUUUUCAAAUUCAAGUAAAAACCAGAGAUGAAGCAUU
Molecule: messenger RNA, 5391 nt
Organism: Toxotes jaculatrix (banded archerfish)
Lineage: Eukaryota; Metazoa; Chordata; Actinopteri; Toxotidae
Gene: htr2aa
Product: 5-hydroxytryptamine (serotonin) receptor 2A, genome duplicate a
Exons: 3
Coding region: 1388-2923 (511 amino acids)
Biological process (GO): G protein-coupled receptor signaling pathway, coupled to cyclic nucleotide second messenger; chemical synaptic transmission
Cellular component (GO): dendrite; plasma membrane
Molecular function (GO): G protein-coupled serotonin receptor activity; neurotransmitter receptor activity
Source: RefSeq, a predicted model, not a curated record